Messenger RNA from Miniopterus natalensis, 897 nucleotides. It is a transcript of the gene CIBAR2, whose product is annotated as CBY1 interacting BAR domain containing 2. Gene Ontology annotation, cellular component: ciliary transition zone; ciliary basal body. Gene Ontology annotation, biological process: cilium assembly. The record is from RefSeq and is a predicted model, not a curated record. Lineage: Eukaryota; Metazoa; Chordata; Mammalia; Chiroptera; Miniopteridae.
AUGAACAUUGUUUUCUUCGGGGACAGCCAGGUGAGGGUGAUGGAGGACACGGUGACCACCGCCGAGAAGUACUUCGGCCAGCUCUGCUCGCUGCUGGCGGCCUACACCCGAAAGACGGCCCGGCUGCGGGACAAGGCCGACCAGCUGGUCAAGCAGCUCAUCGACUUCGCCAACACCGAGACCCCCGAGAUGCGGGCCACCGUGAGGAACUUUGCCGAGGACCUGGCCAAAGUGCAGGAUUACCGGCAGGCCCAGGUCGAGAGGCUGGAGGUCAAGGUGGUUAACCCCCUGAAGCUCUAUGGGUCUCAGAUAAAGCAGACGCGGGCCGAGAUCAAGAAAUGCAAACACGUCCGGGAUAAUGAGAUCAAACAACUGGAAAAGCUGGAGAAACUGAGGCAGAAGUCGCCUUGGGAUAGGCAGAUGAUCUCCCAGGCAGAGACCAGCGUGCAGAAGGCCUCGGUGGCCACCAGCCGCACCACCCACCAGCUGGAGGAGACAGUUGACGCCUUCCAGAAGCAGAAGCUGAAGGACCUGCAGAAGAUCUUCUCGGACUUUGUGACCAUUGAGAUGGUCUUCCACGCCAAAGCGGUGGAGGUGUACUCCAGCGCCCUCCAGACCCUGGAGAACUAUGACCUGGAGGGGGACCUGGAGGAUUUUAGAGCCAAGAUGCACAGGCUUUAUGGGCAUUACGACGCUCGGCCGCUCAGGGAUACCACUCGCUCCGCAGCUGUCCCUUCGUCUCUCCCCUGCCAGAGUGCUCAGAGCACCAUACAGAGCCAGAGGGAGGAAGAGAAGGCAGGUGAGGACGACUCUGCUGAGGAGGACCUGAAGGAGGACCUCAGGGGAUGGGGUGGGGACUCCAUCAACAGGACAAGAACCCCACAGUCGGAAAACUAG